This is a messenger RNA of Dryobates pubescens (Downy woodpecker), 1348 nucleotides long. RefSeq names its product TUB like protein 1 (gene TULP1). The coding region runs from base 2 to 1303 and encodes 433 amino acids. Gene Ontology annotation, cellular component: cilium. The record is from RefSeq and is a predicted model, not a curated record. Lineage: Eukaryota; Metazoa; Chordata; Aves; Piciformes; Picidae. The transcript is spliced from 10 exons. Gene Ontology annotation, biological process: protein localization to cilium. Gene Ontology annotation, molecular function: actin filament binding.
CAUGAUGUUGCUGAUGCCGUGGUGUUACCUCUGGGCAGAGCCAGCUGAGGACUCCGAGGAUGAGGAGGUGGAAGAGGAGAUGGAGCAUAAAGACCCACCAAAAAAGCUCAAGAAGAAACUGCCCAAAGAGCCCACCUCGGGUGAGAACCGGGAGAAGAAGCUGAAGCCAAAGGGAGACAAGAGUGACCCUGAAGGCAAAGCCAGAUCUGCCAAAAGCACCAAGAAGGAGUCCAUGGCCAUGUUCCAGGUGAACAGGGAGAAGAAAAGCAAGAAGAAAGCCAUCACUGGCAGUGAUGAGGAGGAUGAUUCUGACUCCAGCACCAAGCCCAUCAGGUCAGAGAAGAAGAACCCAGUGUCCCUCUUUCAGACUGGAGGGGACCCCCCCAAGGAAAAGAAGGCCAAAAAGAAAGCUCCUUCCAAAGCAGCCAACACUGAGGAGGAGACUCCAGAGACCCCACAAAAGAACUCCAACAGGAAGGGAAAAGCGAAGAAGUCAAAGAAGGCGAAAGAGGAGAGGCCCCCAUCACCUGCCAUCGAGGUGGACAACCUGGAGGAGUUUGUGCUACAACCAGCGCCCCAGGGAGCAACCAUCAAGUGCCGAGUGACUCGGGACAAGAGGGGCAUGGACCGGGGGCUUUAUCCCACCUACUACCUCCACUUGGAUAAUGACAAGAAGGUGUUCCUCCUUGCUGGGAGGAAGCGUAAGAAGAGCAAAACCUCCAACUACCUCAUCUCCAUUGAUCCCACUGACCUGUCACGGGGAGGAGAGAACUUCAUUGGGAAGCUGAGAUCCAACCUGAUGGGUACAAAGUUCACGGUGUUUGACAACGGUGCAAACCCUGACAGGGCCAACGCCAACUGGUCCAACGUGCGGCAGGAGCUUUCAGCUGUGGUCUACGAGACCAACGUUUUAGGGUUCAAAGGCCCCAGGAAGAUGACGGUCAUCAUCCCGGGGAUGAACUCUGACAGUGAGAGGGUGCCCAUCCGGCCCCGAAAUGAUAAUGAUGGCCUCCUGAUGCGAUGGCAGAACAGGAACAUGGACAACAUCAUCGAGCUGCACAACAAGGCACCAGUGUGGAAUGAUGAGACCCAGUCCUACGUCCUCAACUUCCAUGGCCGGGUCACCCAUGCCUCUGUCAAAAACUUCCAGAUUGUGCAUGACAGUGACCCUGAUUACAUCGUGAUGCAGUUUGGGCGCGUGGCUGAUGAUGCCUUCACCAUGGACUACAACUACCCGCUGUGCGCAGUGCAGGCCUUCGCCAUCGCCCUCUCCAGCUUUGACGGGAAGCUGGCCUGCGAGUAGCACCCGUGCUGGGGCCCCUGAGGCCACCGGGGCCACCAGGUCGGU